UUUUCCCCAUUUUCCUGUCUUUAGGGAAAUACAGAAAACCUAAAGCCCCAAUCCUAAAACCCCAGCUCCACCGUAACCACGGAGGAAAAACUCUAACCGGAAAUACGCAGCUCCCAUGGCGCGUUUACUCCGAGAUUCUCAAAAUGCGCGUCGCAUUUUUUCUCCUUCCUCGGAAACGCAGUGUCGGAGCUUCCUGCGAAAAUCAAGCCUUCCAUUCCUCUCGCGAAAAGCCAUGUCAACCACACCGGAGGCCUUGGAGGAGACUCUUCCAAAAUCGCCCCUCGCCGCUAACAUCGUUCGAAUUCUUCGCAACGAGAUUCAGCACUUGUCCGAGUAUACUCCUGCUCACGAGCCUGUUACGGAAUACAAAUCAUUUUCGGUACAAGAUCGACCGGGUGAGCAAUGGAUGACAAUGAGAAGAAAAUUUGGAAAUGGUGAAGAUAUUAAAAUUGAAGCUACCAUGUUCGAUGGUUACGAACUUUCUCCGAAGCUCGGAGAUGACAACGUCGGGGAAGAUUUGCGUCUUCACAUUAGUCUUCUUGUUGAUAUCUCCAAGGGAAACGGUUCCGAAGAUUUGGAGUUCGUAUGUUCGGCGUGGCCCGAUUCUUUGGAAGUUCAGAAUGUGUAUUUACUUCGACGUGAUAGAAUGCUGGCUAGGCCUUACAUGGGACCUGAUAUCAGGAAGUUGAAUGAGGAUUUUCGAAAGGCGGUUCACGAAUUCUUGGGAGUAAGGGGAAUAGAUGAUGAGCUUUCUGUUUUCUUGCAUGAUUAUAUGAUGAACAAGGAUAGAAUUGAACUUAUACAAUGGUUGAGAAAUGUUAAGUCGUAUGUAAAAAAAAUAGGAUGAAAAUCUUUGACUGUUUGCUAUUAGUCUUGUUACUUAUAUUCAUUAUUUUCCCCCAUUAUA
Morus notabilis is the source of this 907-nucleotide messenger RNA. RefSeq lists its product as uncharacterized. The coding region runs from base 116 to 847 and encodes 243 amino acids. The transcript is spliced from 3 exons. The record is from RefSeq and is a predicted model, not a curated record. Gene Ontology annotation, cellular component: mitochondrial matrix. Lineage: Eukaryota; Viridiplantae; Streptophyta; Magnoliopsida; Rosales; Moraceae.